Molecule: messenger RNA, 944 nt
Organism: Fopius arisanus
Lineage: Eukaryota; Metazoa; Arthropoda; Insecta; Hymenoptera; Braconidae
Exons: 4
Coding region: 26-856 (276 amino acids)
Source: RefSeq, a predicted model, not a curated record
CAAUCCGGAAAAGUAUCUAGCAUCAAUGUGGCUUCAAUACCGCGAUGCGGUUGAGAUACUUGAAGAAUUUGAUGAUAAGUUCAAAUCAAUGAAGGGUAAGAUUGUUGACAUUGGCUGUGGCCCUGGAAAGGUGUCAAAAGAUCUGCUGUUGCCGAAAAUUGGAGAGAACGCGUCUGUUAUUGGUAUCGAUAUAUCUCCAGCGAUGCUAAAAUAUGCAAAGGUCUAUUGCGCUAAUGAGGAGAGAAUAACUUUCACUCAAUUAAAUAUUGAAACACCUGAUCUACCGGACAAUUUGAUUGGGCAGUUUGAUCACGCAACAGCCUUCUACUGUCUCAAUUGGUGCAGAAAUAUGAAAGUAACAAUGGAAAACAUCUAUAAUCUCCUCAAACCUGGCGGAAGGACAAUUGCUCUGUUGAAUUUACAUCACAACAUCUUCGAUUUCUACCUAGAACAGCAGAGGGAUCCAUCGUUCUCAGUUUAUAUGAAGGAUGCGUUGAAAUAUAUCCCCCCGCACUACGGAUGUGGUAAUCCUGAGAAGAAAUUCCGGGCCCAAUUGGAAGGUGCUGGAUUCAACGUACUACAUUGUUCUGCAAGAUCUAAGGUUUUCACAUUCCAAACCAUGGACCAUCAGCUUGAUUUUCUGUGGGCUGUGAACCCAUUCUUGGAUCGAAUGCCAGAAGACGUGAAGAAGCGCUACCGAAAAGACGUCGAGAAAAGACUUAGAAAGAAACUUCAACGAAUUACUAAUGAGAAUUCAGAUGGAUACGUCAAUAUCGAUGAUUACUACGCAAUACUGGUUGCGGUAUUUGAAAAGCCGCAGGUAGAACGAAGUGUUGACUCGGAUGCACAUAUUUGAUACAUUUCUCAGAGAUCACCUUCCACGUAAUAUUUUAUGUACAAUAUUAUAUAUUUAUAUAUGUAACAUAAAAAAGAAUCAAGAUUUC